AUGCUAAAUAAAUGUUUAAUCUUUCUGGGUAUAGCGUUGGCUGUACAGGGUGGCUUAAUUACUCGCAACAUUAAAAACAUCCCUGUUGAGGUACGUUACGAUGACAAACCAGAGUCUAGUGACAGUGUUAAAUUUUUGGCACCAGAGCGAUUGUACGCAGAAAGAAAUUUAGACGAAAAAGUACAACUAUCGCCAAGUGAUUUAAAAGAGGCUUCCAAGCAUAUUCCUGUAAAGGAAGAGAUAAUUCCUGAGAAUUUGGAUGUUAAAAAUGCCAUAGGUGGGGAAUCAAGUGACUUCGAAAAAUUAGGAGAAACUAAUCAAGUUCAGUUAUCAUCUUUAAUUCAGAAAGUCCAACAUUACGUUGUCGAUAGCGUUAAAGGAUGGAGGAAACAAUUAGAAAACGAAAAACACCAGCCUACACCCGAACAAUGGGAAACCUAUGAAAAAAAAGUUCAAGAAUUAUUUGAAGCAGAAAAGAACAAGGCAACUUUAUUAAAGCAAGAUCAGAAUCAAAAUCAAAUUUCAAGUAUCUUCGUAAAUAUGGGAAAUAGUAUACAGAAUUUGACGCAACAAUUUAUAAGCAAUGUUGUUGGUCAAACCACCAACAACAAUAAUGGUACACAAAGUGAUGAGACAAACCAAAACAUUUCACAGAUGUUUAUGCAAAUCAUGAAUAAUGGUGUUGUUAAUUUACAAAACCAGAUCGGAACUGUAUUUGGUGGAGGCAGUAAUAAUAGUACAAACUUAAGUGAUACUCCAGCCCCUUCUAAUCCGGGUAACAUUAUUUCAAAUUUUUUUGACCGAGUACAAAGUGUUUUCACGGGAAAUCAAAACGUAAACAUAAAUGGAAACGGAACACAAGGGGAUGAAGCUGGUCAAAAUCAACAAAUUGGACCCAUCCAAUCCAUUCAAAACUUUGGUGGGUCAAUAAAUACCGCUUUUAACGGGUUUAUUAGUCAAAUCAUCCCUCAACCUCAAAAACCUGCAAACGCCUCUGGAGACGAAGCUGGAGCCCCGACCACCACGAACAACAACCCUGCUCAAGUUUUUCAGGGAGUUUCAAAUCUACUUGGAAACUUUGUAAACAACUUUAUUUCUGGAAGCAACAACCAAGGACAAUCUCCAGCUGAAGUUGGAUCAACAGGUGGUUCCAUCCCCAACCCAAUCCAACAAAUUAGCAACCAAGUUAAUGAAAUCGCUGCCAAUAAUCCUUUACAGCCAGUUCAAAAUGCUAUCGCAGGUGGAUCUGAUACUAAAAACCCUACCGAACCGGCCAAGGAACCUGUCAAGGAUAAACCAAUGCAACAAGAACCUGAGAAAAACGAACCCAUUAAAGAACCAGUUUUAAUUAUAAAAGCACCCAAAGAAAACCCAAUGAAAAAACCUGUUAAGGAAGAAAUAAUGAAACCAUUAAACCCAAUUAAGGAAACCGUUAAAGAAGAGCCCAUAAAGCCAAUAAAACUGGAAGAACCCUCUACCGACAAAAAAGAAAUGAUGAUGACGAUGGAAUAGUGCUAAAAGUUCUGCGAAAUAAUUUUAUAAUGUUUAGGUUCUAUUUAUUUAAAUUAUUUACUUUUUCAAUUAUUUUUGCAAAACAUAGUUAUAUUAACUAUUUUUAUAAAUUAUAUCAAUUUGAUAAACAUUUUCAUUGGCUAAAACAAAAGUAACUAAACUUACUCGAACCCACUGGAUAUAUUCGGUAAACCAAAUUUGGCUGCCAAACAUAGGUAUUUAAAAUGAACAUAAAAAGCCGGCAGACCAUAUGGUAUUAUUAAAU
Messenger RNA from Brassicogethes aeneus, 1777 nucleotides. The record is from the annotation of a GenBank genome assembly. Lineage: Eukaryota; Metazoa; Arthropoda; Insecta; Coleoptera; Nitidulidae.